AUGCAUCAGGCACAGUUUAAUGCGGAUAGAGGAAAUUUAUUUGAUCAUCUUGAGUCUAGCAAUAUAGAUGAGGAGCCAAAUAAGGACGCUAAAAGGUUUUAUGGAUUGUUGAAAGAUGCUGAGGAAAAACUUUAUCCUGGUUGUCAAAAAUUCUCCAAACUAUCUUUUAUUAUGCGUCUUUUUCAAAUGAAAUGUGUUUACGGAUGGAGCAAUACUUCAUUUGAUUCACUAAUAAAGUUACUUGUAGAAGCUUUACCUGACGGAAAUGUGCUUCCCAACUCUAUGUAUGAGGUUCGUAAGAUUAUUAGAGAUUUUGGACUUGAUUAUGUCAAGAUAGAUGCUUGUAUCAAUGAUUGUAUUUUGUUUAGAGGAGAAUUAUAUAAAAAUCUCGAUAAAUGUCCAAUUUGUGGGGAAAGUAGGUGGCAAGAAAGCAAGAAGAAGAAUGAUGUUCCCAAUAAGAAUAAAAGAAUUGAUGAUGGAGUUAUGAGACACCCGGUUGACUCAUUAACAUGGCAACAGUUUGAUAAAGACCAUGAAACUUUUGCUUUUGAUCCCCGUAAUGUGAGACUUGGCUUAGCAUCUGAUGGUUUCAACCCGUUUGGUAUUAUGAGCACCAGCUAUAGUGUGUGGCCAGUUGUUUUAAUUCCUUAUAACUUGCCUCCUUUGUUGUGUAUGAAACAACCAAAUAUUAUCUUAUCAUUGCUUAUAUCUGGUCCAAAAAGUCCUAGGAUUGAUAUUGAUGUUUAUCUUCUGCCUCUAAUUGAUGACUUAAAAGAGUUGUGGGAUGUAGGUAUUGAAACCUAUGAUGCAUCGUCAAGACAAAAUUUUCAAUUGCGUGCAGCCUUAUUAUGGACAAUCAAUGACUUUCCUGCUUAUGCCAUGCUAUCCGGAUGGAGUACUAAAGGAAGAUUAGCGUGCCCUUGCUGUCAUUCAGAAACAUUCUCUUGUCGCUUGAAAUAUGGUCACAAGCAAUGCUACAUGGGUCAUCUUAGAUUCUUACCUACUCAACACCUUUGGCGUACACGUAAGAGCUCAUUUGAUAACACAAAGGAGGUAAGGAUUGGACCAAAACCAUUGACUGGAUAUCAAGUGCUUGCACAAUUUGAAAGUCUUGAACACUUGCCAUUUGGAAAAGUUGCAAGAAAAAGAAAAAGAAUUUCAAAGGUAAAUCAUAAUUGGAAGAAAAAAAGUAUAUUUUUUGAAUUACCUUACUGGAGAACACUCGAAUUAAGGCAUAACAUAGAUGUGAUGCACGUGGAGAAAAAUAUUUGUGAAAGUGUUAUUGGAACGCUGUUGGAUAUUGAAGGCAAAACAAAAGAUACAAUAAAGUCUCGAUUAGAUUUGAAACGUAUGGGACUCAAGAAGCAACUUCAUGCUAUCAAGAUUGGGGAUAAGUACAUCAUUCCACCUGCAUGUUACACAAUGUCCAAGGCAAAAAAAAGUAAUUUUUGUCGCAUCUUAAAAGAUGUCAGGUUUCCAGAUGCUUAUGCCUCAAAUGUAGGUCGCUGCGUAAAUAUAAAUGAACUCAAGGUUUCCGGACUUAAAAGCCAUGAUUAUCAUGUUAUACUUGAGAGACUUCUUCCUCUUGCCAUAAGAGGAUUGCUUCCCAAGGAUGCUUGCGAUCCUUUAGUUGAGCUUUCAUUAUUCUUUGGUGAUUUAUGCUCUAAAGAGUUAAAAGUGGAUGAGUUGGAUCGUUUACAAGAUUCUAUCGAAGUCACACUUUGUAAGCUGGAGCGCAUCUUCCCGCCAUCAUUUUUUUAUGUUAUGGUUCAUCUAUCAAUUCACUUGACAAAUGAAGCAAAACUUGGAGGUCAUGUUCAAUAUAGAUGGAUGUAUCCUAUUGAAAGAUAUUUACGCAUUCUAAAGAGUUAUGUGCGCAACAAAGCACGACCAGAAGGUUCCAUAGCAGAAGGUUAUGUGGCUGAAGAGUGUAUUACAUUUUGUGCCAGAUAUUUGAUAGAUAUGGACUCUAGGUUAAAUCGACCAGAUAAAGAGCACUUGACUAAAAUAAGAAAUGAAAGUCAUAGGAACAUAGAAAAGAGGCAUAGGGAGCAAUUCCAUGGGUGGUUUCAAAGUGAGGUUGUGCGGUUACAACAAUUGCGUGAUGGGAGGAUUAGUAACCAGUUACUAGCAUUAUCAAGAGGACCAAAUUUUCGAGUAUUUAAUCAUAAGGGAUACAUUCUCAAUGGUUUCAAAUUUCGUACAAAAGAUGCUGAGAAACACCUAAAAACCCAAAAUAGUGGUGUUCUAGUAAAAGGAGAUGAGUUAACUGGCAAUGUUGAUUAUUAUGGGGUUGUUAGAAAGAUCACUGAAAUAAAAUAUUUAGAUAACAACUCUGUUAUACUAUUCAAUUGUGAUUGCGACAGGGAAGAUUGGCAUACAGUGGUUAAAGUCAAGCCAAGACAUAUCUUUGCCUUGCCAAAUGGCGAAUUCGAAGAUGAUGACGAAUUAGAAGCAUAUCAACUAAAUGAGUUGAGUGAUACACAUGAAGAUCUAGAUACACCAUUAGUGGAUCGAGAUGAAGGGGUGUUAAAUAGAGAUGAUGUUACAGGUCAAUGUUUGGAUGAGAGUAUUAUUGAGAAAGAAGAAGAAUUAAAAGAACCUGAUGAUGCAAGUGACUUUGAAAGUGAUACUGAUGAAGAAUCUGACACAAGCGAAAAGGAUUACUCAGAGAAAGAAGAUUCCGACACAGAAUAA
Messenger RNA from Lotus japonicus, 2697 nucleotides. RefSeq lists its product as uncharacterized. The record is from RefSeq and is a predicted model, not a curated record. Lineage: Eukaryota; Viridiplantae; Streptophyta; Magnoliopsida; Fabales; Fabaceae. The transcript is spliced from 6 exons. The coding region runs from base 1 to 2697 and encodes 898 amino acids.